Messenger RNA from Closterium sp. Naga37s-1, 1453 nucleotides. The record is from the annotation of a GenBank genome assembly. NCBI's taxonomy places the organism in Eukaryota, Viridiplantae, Streptophyta, Zygnematophyceae, Desmidiales, Closteriaceae.
AUUUCCUGCUCAAAAUGCGGCGGCAGGCCGGUUACAGCUGAUGCUGCAGCUGCUACUGAUCGCCACGGCGCUGUUCAUCCCGCAGCUUCGGAUUGCGGAGGCGGCGUGCACCAAGGUGCGGAACGUGCUGGUCGUCGGCGCGGGCAUCUCGGGGGUCUCCGCGGCACGACACAUCGCCGUCACCAACGGCGAGUGCUUCAAGGUCACGGUGCUCGAGGCGCGCAACCGCGUGGGGGGGCGGAUGUGGAGCCGCACGGAGCCCGCGCCGGCUGCGGGCGUCGGCAGCGGCGGCGUGAUUCGCGGCGAGAUGGGCGCGCAGUGGAUCCAAUCAGCGACAGGCAACCCCAUCACGGCCAUUGCGCGCCGAUUCAAGCUCAAGAUCGGCGAGCAAAACGGCGAGGAGAUUCAGUACCGUGCGGGUGGGAGCGCGUACACUGCCUUUCAGCUAAAAGUCGCAUCGGCUAAGUACGACUGGGCGUUGAAGCGCGCCAAGCAGAUCGCGAACAAUCAGGACAACGACAUUUCGAUGGAGAAGGCGUUCCGAGCCGCGGGGAACUUCCUGAACCCGUAUAUCCAGUCGCGCGUGGCGGUGGAUUUCGAGUUUGAGUAUUCGGGGGAGCUGUCAACGGUGUCCGCCUGGUACUACCAGGACGAGGCGUUUGACCCGCCCGAUCUGGUGGUCACCAACGGCUACGAUAACAUCCCCAAGCUGCUCAUGCAGGAAGCCACAAACGCAGGAGCAAAGCUGGUGCUCAACUUUGAAGUCACAGCCAUCACCCGUCUGUCCUCAGGAGGAGUGCAGAUCACGGGCAAGGACACCACCACGGGCGCCACCCGCUCCUACUCCGGUGACGCUGCCAUCAUCACUCUCCCCCUCGGUGUUCUCAAGGCCGGGGUUGUGACCUUCUCUCCCGCGCUCUCCACGCGAAAGCAAGGCGCUAUAAGGCGCGUCGGGUUCGGGAAUGUCAACAAGGUGUUUUUCUUCUACAAUACUACGUUCUGGCCGACCUGGGCGGACGAGUAUUUUAUCGAGGAUGCGCAGCUUCCGGGAAACCGCGGGCGGUGGGUUGACUGGGUGAAUCUGAAACGUGCAUGGGGUAUGACGGCUCUGGAGGGUGUUGCGACGGUCGUGCCGGUGGGGCUGGAAAAGGGGCGCCCCAGUCUAAACCCAUGGCGCCUAGGCGUUGAAAAGUGGACUCCUCCUGUCAUGAGGCCUGGCACGUUCCUUCUUUUCAGGUGGAUGGACGCUGAGCGAGAUGUGCAGCAAUUCCCGGAUCAAGCUAGUUUCGAUUCAUGCGAUUUCUACAGUGCAGAUCCCUUGGGUCCUCCUAGAAAAGUUGGCAUGGAUGUGUAUUUAGUGAGGAGGGCUGAGCAAGGCAAGACUCUGUAUUUUGGGAGCAGGGUAGGGUCAGACUGCUUCAACGGGCUCAAGGUGGCGAUUCCUGUGAGCUGA